AUGCAUUUGUUCCUGGUGCUGGGAGGCGCUUUGGUCGCCAUUGCCUUCACGUAUCUGACCUCGGCCAUAAUCGCUGCAAUCUUUUCCCCUCUGCGAUCUAUCCCUGGGCCAUUCUGGGCUAGGUUCACUCGGCUGUGGUACUUCAGGCGUGUCUAUGACGGAAACUUUGAGCAUGACAACAUUGACCUGCAUCGUCGGUAUGGUCGUGUUGUCCGGGUGGCUCCAAACAUGUACAGCAUUGAUGCACCAGACGCGGUAAACACAAUCUACGGUAUCGCAUCUAAGAUGCCAAAAUCAGAGUGGUACGAGGGCUGGAAACACCCUUCGCCAGACCGCUGGACUUUGUUCCCGGACCGAGACAUCAAAAGACAUGCAGAAACUAGAAGGAGGUUUCAGGGCCUUUACAGCAUGUCAAGUUUAGUGAGCUACGAAAACUAUGUCAACGAAUGUACCGAUAUCCUACAGCAGCGACUGUCCGAGUUUGCCAAGCACAGCUCCAUCAUCGACAUGACGCAUUGGUUUCAGUGCUAUGCAUUUGAUGUCAUCGGGAAUAUUACGUACUCCCAGAGAUUCGGCUUUCUCGACCGUGGCGAAGAUGUCGAUGGCAUCAUCAAAGCUUUGCACGGAUCCAUGAUAUACAGUACCCUGAUAGGCAUCUUCCCAGCACUGCACAAAUACAUCUAUGAUAUUAUGAACAAGGUAAACAUUGGCGGAGCUGUUGGACGAACAUAUCUCAUGAAGUUUGUUGGCGAAAGAAUUCAGCAGAGAAAGGCGGAACGAGGACAAUAUGCAGAGAAAUCUGUCUCGUUGGAUGAGAACGCUCCGCAGGAUUUUCUUGAGAAGCUCAUGGUUCAAAAUGAAGACAACCCGCAAAAAGUCACUCCCUAUCACAUCUUCAUGAUGGGCCUCUCCAACAUUAUAGCUGGCGCAGACACCACUGCAAUCAGCCUUUCUGCAGUAUUGUACUAUCUGAUUCGGAGUCCAAAGGCAAUGCAAAGACUGAGAGACGAAGUUGAGCAAUGCGUCACCGAUGAGCUUUUUAACGGAACACACCUCACUUUCAAGCAGAGCCAGGAGAUGCCAUACCUGCAAGCGGUCAUCAAAGAAGCCCUUAGACUGCACUCCGCAACUGGCCUACCGCUCUGGCGGGUAGUUACGGAUGCAGGGCUGGAACUCGAUGGCCGUUUCUUCCCACCGGGCUCCGUUAUUGGUCUGAAUACUUGGGUCGCACACUACAAUGAGGAUAUUUUUGGCGCCGACGCGAAAGAGUUUCGGCCGGAACGAUGGAUCGAAAGAGAUGAUAAUGAGGCGGAGAUAAAGGCCAUGAAUGCAUAUUACUUGCCGUUUGGACUCGGAUCCCGCACAUGCCUGGGGAAACAUAUUUCAUUCUUGGAAAUGUCCAAAUUGAUUCCUCUUCUGGUGAGAAACUUUGACUUUGAGUUGGUUGGAGAAGAGCGCGACUGGAAAGUUGAGAAUUAUUGGUUUGUCAAGCCAGCGAAUUUCUUUGUCAAGGUCGCGAAUCGCAAGUCUUGA
Pochonia chlamydosporia 170 is the source of this 1533-nucleotide messenger RNA. RefSeq names its product cytochrome P450 pisatin demethylase. Gene Ontology annotation, molecular function: iron ion binding; heme binding; monooxygenase activity. The record is from RefSeq and is a predicted model, not a curated record. Bases 1 to 1533 code for a protein of 510 amino acids. NCBI's taxonomy places the organism in Eukaryota, Fungi, Ascomycota, Sordariomycetes, Hypocreales, Clavicipitaceae. The transcript has 2 exons.